Aethina tumida (small hive beetle) is the source of this 5619-nucleotide messenger RNA. Its product is annotated as discoidin domain-containing receptor tyrosine kinase B-like. The transcript is spliced from 16 exons. NCBI's taxonomy places the organism in Eukaryota, Metazoa, Arthropoda, Insecta, Coleoptera, Nitidulidae. Gene Ontology annotation, cellular component: signaling receptor complex. The coding region runs from base 287 to 3193 and encodes 968 amino acids. Gene Ontology annotation, molecular function: protein tyrosine kinase collagen receptor activity; collagen binding; ATP binding. Gene Ontology annotation, biological process: protein phosphorylation; positive regulation of kinase activity; cell surface receptor protein tyrosine kinase signaling pathway. The record is from RefSeq and is a predicted model, not a curated record.
AACCCGUGCAGAACUGUGUCAGUGUUUGACGGGUGCGUUCGAUUGGGCGGUGCUUUGGAAUUGUUUUUGGAAACUUUUUUGGUGGAAGGUCUCGCAUUAACCAACGACGUAUCGCACCAUCGGCGGCCACGAAUCCGCAGUCAAAACAAGACCACGGUCCACCAGAUCGGAUCUCGUUCACGAGAACACGGACCGCGAAACGAGAACCCGGACCGUUCGCGGUGAUUGACGGUUAACGAUUCUGUUGACGGUGCGCUUUAGGCAUGGUGAGUGCGAUUCGGUAGUGAUGGACGCGACAGUGAUCCGACGAUUGUGUGCUAAAAUGAUUGUGCCGCUCUUCACCAUCGGAUUCUGUCUGUCUGUCGGUGUUGCAGCCGAUUUCGAUAAUGGAGGAGAAUGUCGCGCCGCCCUAGGGAUGGAGGAGGGACGCAUUCCGGACCACGCUAUCUCGGCGAGCUCCUCUUACGAGGCAAAAUCCGUCGGACCGCAGAACGCAAGGAUACGACAGGAAAAGAAUGGGGGAGCCUGGUGCCCCAAAGCGCAAAUCAGCAGCGAAGUCAGGGAGUACUUAGAAGUGGAUCUCCAGAAAAACCAUCUGAUGACCUGGACCGAGACGCAGGGCAGAUUCGGCAACGGCCAAGGCCAGGAAUACGCCGAGGCGUUCCUGGUGGAGUAUUGGCGUAACAGUUUGAACCAGUGGGUGACUUACAAGGACUCGCGGGGCGAAAAAGUGCUAACCGGCAACAGCAAUACGUAUCUGGUGGUCAGGCAACGGCUGGAGUUGCCCUUUGUGGCCAGCAAGGUCCGGUUCAUCCCUUACAGCGAGCAUCCCCGCACCGUUUGCAUGAGGGUGGAGCUGUACGGUUGUCCAUGGGAACAGAAUAUAAUAAAAUACAACGUCCCGAGAGGGGAGACUCGGGAACCAGACAUAGAUUUGGAGGACAUCAGCUACGAUGGAAUUCUGGACGGAAAUUACAUGAAGGGUGGCCUGGGCCAGCUCGUCGACGGUUUAUACGGCGACGACGACUAUCAAAAGCAACUUCAAGGGGAGAACUCAGGAAGCCGCUGGGUCGGUUGGAACAACUACACGAGGGACGGCGAUCCCCUGGAAAUAAUCUUCGAAUUCGACAACAUCCGCGAAUUCACGUCAGUGCAUCUACACGCCAACAACAUGUUCACGCGUGGAGUCCAGGUGUUCUCGUUGUGCGAAGUGUGGUUCAGCCUGGACGGCGAGCGGUACCAGCCGUCGCCGGUCAUUGCUGUGAUACCGAUCGACCGGAUGCGUGAAUCCGCCAGGAACAUCACCGUUCAACUGCGCGGAAGACCAGCAAAGUUCAUCAAGAUCCGUCUCACCUUCGCCGACAAAUGGAUACUGCUCAGCGAGAUCUCCUUCGAUUCCGCCUCUCUAACCAAUAAUUUAACCGAGGACGUGCUGGACCGUUACUACCUUCUACCCGAAGUCAUACCGUCGACGAACUCCCCCGGAUCGUCCAGCGGCGAAACCACCCACGCCCGAAAGGAAGUCACACCUGCCAGCAGUCCCACAAACAGCACCCAAGCCUACAUCGGACUCAUCACUGGGGUGUUGGCCAUGGUCGUACUGCUGCUGGCCUGCACCGUCUUCCUCAUGAUCCGACGUGGAAGGAAGAAGGUGGCCCUGUUGCACAAGCACACCGCUUUGGUCUCCAGCAGCACCAAACCCACCACUAUCAACAUGAAAGACCUGAAGCACAUGUCCACUCCAAUCAUCAACAACGGCCUGUCCAGGUCCAGGAUUUCGGUUAAAAGCAAGACCAACACUCUAGGAACGGUGGACACCAAGAAGCAGAAGAAGUGCAACCUGUACGGCAAUGUGGCCGGCGAGGAGUCGGACAGCGAAAACUCAUCGGUGUACCAUGAGCCGUACAAACUACUCCCCAACACCAAGCAGGAGUACGGGUGCUUGUUGAAGAAGGACGGCGUGGCGUCCAGCAAGAGCGGCGAAUACACAGACUUCACCAGCGUCAACAGCUUCGGAGACGAGCUGAAAUUUUCUUCACCGUCCUUUUACAACUUGACGCCGCCUCCGCCUCCAACUUCCAGGCCGCCGCCGACUUACGAUCCGCAGAACUACCAGACCCCCAACAACAUCCCCAACGGAACGACAAUACCUUCGGAAAACUACUACGCAGCCACGGACAUAAUUAAGGGCGAACGCAGGGAGCAACAUUUCACCCCGGGCCGCUUCACCCCGAUCAAGCUGCCCGAGGGGCCGCCGCUGGAGGGGGUGGCGCACCUAUUGGAUUUUCCGAGACAUCGGCUCCGGCUGCUGGAGAAGCUCGGCGAAGGCGACUUCGGAAUGGUGCACCUCUGCGAGGCCGAGGGACUUCCCGACUUUAAUGGAGGCUCGUCUUUCCACAAGAAGCAGAUCGUCAUCGUUAAAAGUCUCUGGCGGGGAUGCGGGGAUGCGAAAAGACACGAAUUUUUGAGAGAGACGAGCUGGUUGGCGGGCCUCAGGGAUCCGAAUCUGGCCCGAGUGGUGGGACUGUGCAGUCAGGACGAGCCGAUGUGCGCGCUGCUCGAGCACUCGGAACCCGGGGAUUUACCGAGGUUCUUGAACGCCAGAGCUGUCAACGAGGACGGCAACCAAGUUACGCCACCCAUUAGUUAUGGAUGCUUAGUGUAUGUAGCCACCCAAAUUGCUUCAGGAAUGAAAUACUUAGAAUCAUUAGACUUGGUACAUAGAGAUUUAGCUGCAAGGAAUUGUGUCAUAGACAAAAGCUUCACUGUAAAAGUAUCAGAUCACGCGAUGUACUGCAACCAAUACGACCAGGACUACUACAUCAGCGAUACUAAAGCCAGACUACCCAUUCGGUGGAUGUCGUGGGAGAGUUUGCUUCUGGGCCGACAGACGACGAAAAGCGACGUUUGGGCGUUCGCCGUUACCCUGUGGGAGAUCCUGAUGUUGUGCACUCAGCAGCCGUACGCGGAACUGACCAGCGAACAGGUGGUGGAGAACUGCAACCACUGGUACCAGAACGACGGCUGUCAGCGUUACCUUCCAAGGCCACCGGCGUGUCCGCGUGAGAUCUACGAUCUGAUGGGCGAGUGCUGGAAGCGCAACGCCUCCGACAGGCCUAGGUUCGCCGAGAUUCAUCUCUUUUUGCAGAGGAAGAACCUGGGCUACAUGCCCGCACCGAACCAGCAGGUCUAACGGACGGCGCCGACUGUUUUUUCUAUGAAUUUCGUGUGAUCAAUGUUUCUUUUAAUAUGAUGAUGAGAUAAAUUUAAAUGUUUUAUUAUAAAUUGCAAGGUAGAUUUAAGAGACUGUUAGGCAUAAUGUUCCCACGAUUACUUUUUCGGUUCGUUUUGGUUCGAAGCGACGUACUCUACGAUUGCAGUACCAGUCUGUUUUUGGAACUCGAUGUAAACCCAAUUGUGAUAUCGCGCAAACUUGUUGUGCAAAUUUAAUCAUAUCUUUCUAUAAAAUUUCUAUGAAAUGUUUUAGGGAAACCGUACAAGAAACAGAUGAUUUCCAAUAAUUAACAUUUUGGUCUCAUAAUUGAGCACAUUGAUGCAGAGUAAAACAAAAUUUUGUCCCGGAACAUCUUGUACGAUUUCUGUAAAUUCCUUAGGUGUAAGACCUAUUUCUUAAUUAUGUGCUUCCUCAUGUAACUCACUCGAUGUGUGUACAUGUUACGAUAGUGUGUUUAAUUUCCUCUCCUAAUUUACACUGUCUUGUACCAUACCUUUUUGAUUAGUAGAUCCCAUCUACUAAACCACGGUUCACUUACAAUGAAUGAUAACCCUCAAUUACCUUUUUAUUAAGAAAAGGGGCUUGUAUAAAGAAUUCUAGUCAAGAUUACUUAGCGCAUAAGACUUAAUCUGAUAUAAUGUUGUUGUAAUAUAGUAUUAUAAAUAAUUGGAUUUAUAAUAUUAUUCGAUUCGACUAAUUACAACUGCCGAAACUGUGUCAAAGUUGUGAUCUAAAUUUAUUGUAGCAUUAAAAAUUGUAAAUUAGGUACGUAUUCGUCAUACUUUCUGUGAUUAACACAUUAUCGACGUGCGCAGGAACUUCUCCUAAGCGUCUUGUCAAUUGGAAAUUAUAAUUUCAAUGUCAUGCGAAAGUCUAGCCGUAUGUACCUAAUUUUCCCUUUUAUUUUUUCACCUGUUGUGUUUUCUACUUAGAUCUACAACGUUACUUUUUCAGUUUUGAGUGUAUUUUAUAUUUGUACAUACAUAUAGUUAUUUUUAUACUCUGAUUGCAAGCUUAUAACAUUCCAAGAACCAAUUUUUUUCGUCGCAUUUGUGGUGGAAUGCUGUAAACCUCGACUAUAUAUAUUUUUAUUUAUUUGAUGUUUCGACUUUUCCAGUGCCAUUUUGCCCUGUAAAUAUGUGACCCUUUUUGUAAAUAAUGACGUUUGAUUCAAGUACCAAGGAACGUAUACAGGCAUGAUUAUUUUUAGAUAUAAGUAGAGAUAAGUAUUAUAACGUAUUUUCUAUAAACACGGAAUCUUGUUAAAAAUUAACCAAUAACGUAUACUUAAUAUUUGAAUUCAUUCCAGAAAAUAGACAUUAAUUUGAUUUGCAUGUGUUUGUUUCUUGAGUAUUUUUAUUACAUUGUAUUUAAUUAUAUUCGUUUUACUGACCUAUAUAUGUGUAAUUCCAAAAUAAAUAAAUGUAAUAAUCUUAAAAUGGCCUAGCAUUAAGAUGUGUGGUUUUUGGUGGAUGCGCCAAUUACUUCUUUCCACGCUGUACUUCGCAGAAAUGGAGAUGAUGUACUACUGUUAACUUUUUACACAUGCAAAUCAUACUAAUCAUUUUUUUAAGGCACACGACAAUCAAGUGCUUUAAUUUAUGCUUGGAUAGAAAGCAUAGUUUUCUUAGCAAUUAGCAAGUUUUUGAAAGACGGUCAAAGAUUUUCGAUGUGUUGCACAAACGUAUGCUUAUUCAGCAAAAAAAAAAAUGAAACUAGUAUCACAUUUUCAUUACUUAUGCAUGAUUAUUUUUUUUGAGACAACCAGGACGAAUUUGUCAGUGGAAUGGAUUAGAAAACGCCCGUAGUUUAGACAUACACACACACACAUAGAGCAGGGUUCUAGAAAUUUAAUUUAAAAGAAAUAAUAAAUUAUAUCGGAAGAUCAGGGUUGUUGGAAGUGGUUUUUGUAAAGGGUCAGGACAAAUGAUUUUUUAAAUUACCGCGUGUAAAAAGAAAACCAAAGUACUUAAUUUUCCGGUUGAAAAGACUGAGUUUUCCUGUUUACAUCUGACCAUUUCCAGCAUAAAAACACCUACAGUAUCGGUGUUGCUUGUCUUUGCCAUUUCACUGUCUCCACUCCAGCAAAUUUGUCCGUUGCCUUCGCGUGAAUCAUUGAUAAAAUAUGAUAAAAAGCAUUAUUAUUGUACGGAAUAUAAUAAAUUUUUCUCUUGUGUAAUUUCACUGUUGAUAUCACGUAAGUAUUGGUCCUUUCAUGUGAAAAAUUUUAUAUAGGUGUUUUAUUAUAUUAAAUACAUAUCAUAAAUAAGUUUAUUCGAUUCCCCCAUUAGCAUGUGUCAGACAUAUGUGUUUUCUGUACAUACAUACAUGAAAUAUGUUUAUUUAUAUUACAGAUAGGAUGAUAAAUAAAUGACACAUGACAA